AUGCAGUCCCUCGCCUGGGCCAGUAUAGUACUCGUCGCCUCUGCGGCCCAAGUGGUUGCCGAUCCAUCUCUGACAGUGCGCACAAAGACUGGUAUCUUUACCGGUCUUCAUAACUCGGAAUUCAGUGCCGUGCGCGAAUUUCGUAAUAUUCCGUUCGCACAGUCUCCCGUUGGACCACUGCGUUUCCAGCCCCCCAGAGCCGCUGUCGCCUUCGUCGAAGCAUCACGAUUCGACACAAGUUCCGCCUUCAUGCCCCCAAUUCAUAAUGGUAACCAGAACCACUCAACCGGACUCACCUUACAAAAGUCAUCAGAGGACUGCCUGAGACUUGCCAUCUGGACGCCGUACGGAAUUUCCCAUGAUGCAAAGCUGCCUGUCGUCUUUUUCAUGACAGGAGGGGGAUUCAAAACCGGCGGAGUUGAUGUGCCGGCACAAAUACCAUCGGCAUGGGUCAAUCGAACACAGGAACACAUCGUGGUAACCAUCAACUAUCGGGUCAAUAUCUUCGGCUACCCCAAUGCCGCCGGGCUGAGGAACCCAAACCCCGCCAUGCUAGACCAGCGUCUCGCUCUCGAAUGGGUUCACGAAAACAUCGCCGGGUUUGGUGGAAACCCCGAGGCCAUUACUAUGUGGGGACAGUCUGCUGGGGCAAUCAGUACAGACUAUCACAACUAUGCUUUCUGGGACAACCCUCUUGUCCAAGGCACUUUUUCACAGUCCGGCACAGCUAUAAAACAGCUGACGUCUUCUGAUUAUGAUCAAUCCAACUUCACCUUUGUAGCCAAACACGUUGGCUGUGAUUUCGCUGAUAAUUCGUCGAAAGAGCUGGAGUGCAUGCAGAAAGUCCCUAUGGCCAAGAUUGAGAACUUCGUUGGUCAGUACACCGGAGAGCCAGGGUUGACAUUUGGACCUAUCGCCGAUGAAAAAUUCAUUUUCUCCGACUACCCAGCACGAGCGGCUGCAGGGAAGAUGUCGCCUCGCCCAGCGAUUUUCUCUGAUGCCGCCAAUAACGAUGCCAGCCUGAUUUCAUGGCCUUCAUCAAAUGUCACAGAAGGCCCGUAUCAGCCUAUAGUCGAUGCAGGAACAUUGUCUGGCUGGGUGUGCCCGACCGCUAAUACAAGUAUUCUUCGUGCGGCUGCCAACCGAAUCACAUAUCGAUACCAGUACGCGGGUGUCUGGCCAAACCAAAACCCUUACAAAUGGACAGGCAGCUUCCAUUCGUCGGACUUGAUGAUGUUCUUUGGAACGUACUUAUACAACGCAACUCACACUUCAUCUAAACCUACUGAUGCAGAAAUCAAGACAAGCCAGGCAAUGCAAGAUCAUCUCUUGGCUUUCAUGAAAGACCCUAAGAAGGGCCCCGCUGCAUUGGGCUGGCAUCCGUAUACUUAUGGGGACAAAGUUCUCCGAUUCGGAGCAGACGGAAUUCCGGUUCAAAAGGUCAGCGGAUAUGACAUUGAUGGACCUUGCUUUGGAAAUGGCACAUAUGAUGCAUUUCCAUAG
Molecule: messenger RNA, 1503 nt
Organism: Penicillium waksmanii
Lineage: Eukaryota; Fungi; Ascomycota; Eurotiomycetes; Eurotiales; Aspergillaceae
Product: carboxylesterase
Exons: 2
Coding region: 1-1503 (500 amino acids)
Source: RefSeq, a predicted model, not a curated record